Xenopus laevis (African clawed frog) is the source of this 1786-nucleotide messenger RNA. RefSeq lists its product as uncharacterized. Lineage: Eukaryota; Metazoa; Chordata; Amphibia; Anura; Pipidae. The record is from RefSeq and is a predicted model, not a curated record. Bases 18 to 653 code for a protein of 211 amino acids. The transcript is spliced from 3 exons.
CCCCCCACAGCACAGACAUGUUGCAAGUUUGGCUCCUUCUGCUGAUGAGAGGUUCAGUGACUUCAUUGUCUGUCUCGCAGGAUCCUCCCACUCUCAAUGUCACAGAGGGGGGCAAUUUCCAACUCUUCUGCUCUUUUGGAAAGCGCAACCCUCCCCCCACCGCCGUCACCUUCACCUGGUCCUGGAACCACAUCACUGUCUAUGAGUUUGUCUCACACCGGCCUCAGGAGAACGUGUCUCAUCUGGGGGACCCCCGGGUGCAAAUACAAUCCAACCGCUCAGGGUCCAGCUCUCUCUACAUUAGGGAUGUAGUGACCACUGACAGCGCCCUCUAUCUGUGUAAAGUCACAAUACACAGUCCCCUCCCUAUUAUCAACCGCCAGGGCAAAGGGACACGUGUUAUUGUAACUGCCCAGCAGAGGAGAUCUGUACAAACAACCCCCCAUGAUAAUAAAACCAACCUCCCCUCUCCACUCCCCACUGUGUCUUGCUAUGAGGCCAAUAGACGUUGUCAAACUCCAUUCUCUUUGCUCCCCAUUUCCUUCUGCACCCUCCUUUUUGUUGUCUUUGUGGUGCUGGUCUCGUGUAUCUGUAUAGGGUGCAGGUUGUAUUAUCAGUAUAAGAUUAUCCCCCAGUCCACAGAUUCCAUGUAAUGUCUCAACUGUGCCACUAGGGGGCUGUGUAAUAUAAACUGCAAUGUGUGCGCCAGAUCUUGUAAUCUAUAACAACCAAUCACAAGGAGGAAUGAUCUGAUUGGUUGUUAUAGGUUAUUAGACCUGGUGCAAAUAUGCAGCUUGUAUUACAUUGCGUUAGAGUUUGGUGGAAAAUAUAAUUUGUCUGCUAGUUUUUUUGACCAAUAUUGACCAAUAUUUUGAUUUUUCAUAAAGAUAAUUAUUAUUCCAUAGUUAUUCUAUGUGGUUAUUUUCAUUUUCUUUUGCUUAAUUUGCUUUGCUGCUAUUGGCUUUUUUUAAAUGUCUGCUUCUUGUGCUUUUGCGCUUAUUGUGAUAUCACUGCUGUGUUAUGGUGACAUCACUUCCAUGUUUUGCCAUAGAUGGUGAUGAUUGGGCAGGGUUUGCGGGCAAAGAUCUCAUUGGUUGAAUAUCUGGCGGGGUUGGGUUUCAGGAUCCCUCCUCCAAAAUAAAGAGCAGGGAAGAUUUAUUCAGUCUGGCAGAUAACGCAUUUCAUGCAUUUAGUGCUUGUUUUAAUCAUCUAAGAGAUCCCAGUUCUGAUUGGUUAACAGCCUCUCGGUCUUCUAGGUGUUUAAAUGAAUGUUGCACUGGAGUAAUAAACUCCAAUAAAUCUUGAUAGAAUGUUCUCAGCCUUUGUUGGAGAAUAAGUCCCAUCCCUUAGGCACUCUGUAGAGCAGAAAGCAAAUCCUGCAUAGGGAUAAGUCACAGCAGGUAGUUUCAUGCCAAGAAACCAUUGUAACCAUUUCACAUUGGGAGGCAUGAGGAUUGUACAGCGAAGUGUGUUGCUGUGUGUAUGUGUUACCUGCACCGCAUUGUCGUGUACUUGUGUCCAGAGAGGGGAGGAGCCACCUGUAUGAGCAGCCGCCGGAGCACGGAGCAGGUAAGAAAUGCAGGUAAUUAAUAAAUGCCCCAGAAUAUAGAAGGUAUUUUAUAGGACUGGCCUUUUCCAUAAAUAGUGACCUUCCUGGAUCUGUCAUUUUCUUAUGGGUAAAAAACACUGGUCAGAUGCCAACUCUAAAUACAAUAAAUGCCCAGCUAUGUGUGUAUUUUAGGCAGGGGUGUAAGGUCGCAUCCCUUGGUCCCCCCAGAAAAUUAUA